This is a messenger RNA of Aphis gossypii (cotton aphid), 862 nucleotides long. It is a transcript of the gene bou, whose product is annotated as U-scoloptoxin(05)-Sm1a. The transcript has 3 exons. The coding region runs from base 293 to 715 and encodes 140 amino acids. Lineage: Eukaryota; Metazoa; Arthropoda; Insecta; Hemiptera; Aphididae. Gene Ontology annotation, biological process: sleep; regulation of synaptic transmission, cholinergic; positive regulation of voltage-gated potassium channel activity. The record is from RefSeq and is a predicted model, not a curated record.
GUAUUUUGUUUAUUAUAAUUGUUAUUUAGUUAUAACUUUUAAUACCUAGUUUUACAUAUUAUAAAUACGUUCUUCUACAGUAUACCAGUGUAAUACCUAGUUUUACACUUAAGUAUCCGCUACCUAUGUUAAACUAUAGAACAUAAUGUUCAUUGAUCUAUGAUUAAAUGAUUAAUUAGAAUAAACCUUUAAAACCAACAAUUUAUUUAUUUUAAAUUUUGUUUUUUGACAAUUGAAAACUGUUUACGUUGUAUUCAUCUUAAUUUUUCAUAUUCGAUUUUAAUUUUAGACAAUGGUUAAUACAAAUACAUUUUUUUUAUUAGUACUUGUAGCUUUUAUUUCUACUAUAAGAAAUGCUGUGAGUAUAUCAUGUUACCAAUGCAAUAGUACUGACAUCAAUGAUCAAUUUCGGUGUACAGAGUUCAUGGAUACGGAUGGCUUAGAUCCUCAACCUUGUACAAGUGUUUAUAAUGCUGCUUAUUGUGUCAAACUGAUAGGUCGCUAUGAAGGAGGACUCGGAGUUACACGUUAUUGCUCAUCACAUAAUUUGGGGAAUUACUGCAAUUAUGUACAACGGCCAGGUGAUGUAUUAGAAUAUCGAACAUGUGUUUAUACUUGUGAUUCUGAUGGUUGUAAUGGUUCAAGCCAAGUUAAGUUAUUUGGGUAUUUAAUUGGUUUAUCUUUUUUGCCAUGGCUUAUAAAUCUAUUAUCUUAAUUAUUAACAUUACCUAAAUAAUCUGAUUUGAUUUAUAAGUAGGUAAUUUAUACCACAUUCUAAUUUAUUUUAAAUAUUUUUUAUUUUAUAAAUUGAUCAUACAUUUCAUAAUGAAUUCCACAAUUUUAAAUAUACUAUCUAUUGAUA